CUCUUGUAGUUCGUCUCUGAAGCUCGUCCAUUCGUCAACUAACUCUGAAGAUAGCUCAUCAUCCCAACCACAAUGACAAAGCCAUAAUUUUUGGAUCAUGAUCUUCGCUGUAAUUACAACAGGUGAGAGCCAGCCAAAAGGAUCAAAUAAGCUAGCGACAUCAGAUAAAAUUACUCUUUUUGUUACAGGUGUCCUGAUCGCUGGUAAGUUUACUGAAACGUGAAAAGUGUCAUCCUUUCUAUCCCAGGUAAGUCCCAGUAUCUUUAUUAUUUUAUCUAAUUUAAUUUCUUUCUUGUCUUUUACAGGUUCCGGAGUCUUCGAGUCAUCAGUCAAGUCCUUCAGGAGUUCUUCAGAGUUGCUAGACCACUUCUGCAUCUCGAACCCACCUGCCUUUAGUAAUGCCUUAAUUUCUUUACAGGUUUCUUUCAUUUCGUCGAGAUCUUCGUGUCCUGUCAUAAGGUCAUCCAUGUAGAAUGAGUUUCUUACUACCGCCGCUCCUCGAGGGUAGUUGACUUGUUCAUCAUCAGCCAAACGUUGAAGAGUACGUACAGCCAGAUGAGGUGUCGCUGCUGUACCGAAUGUAACUGUAAGUAGCUUAUAACUAUCUAUUCUUUCAGAUGUGUUAUCCCGCCAUACAAUGCGUUGUAAGUCUGUGUGUUUGUCAUCCAUUCUUACCUGACGAUACAUCUUUAUAAUAUCGCCAACAACACAGAUUUUGUGAGUUCUCCAUCUAAAUACCAGACUACGUAAGUCUGGCUGUAUUGUAGGUCCUACCAUCAUGCUGCUGUUUAAAGAACAUCCGUUUGGGGCCUUUGCUGACGCGUCAAAAACUACGCACAGCUUCGAUGUCUCUUUAUCUUCUCUUAUUACAGCACAAUGAGCUAGAUAUACUGCAUUAUCUUCGUCUUCUGGGUCGACCUUCUUCAUGUGGCCCAGCUGUAAGUAUUCGUGUAUUACCUUAGUGUAUUCAGCUUUCAGAUUCUCGUUCCUUGCGAACUUUCUUUCCAGCUGCUGUAGCCUCACUACUGCCUGAUGCUUUGUAUCUCCACACGAUUUUACAGUGUCUUCAAAGUUUGUCUUUAAAGGAAGUUGUACUACGUACCUCCCUGUGUCGUCUCUCCUUGUUGUUUGUUGAUAUAUUUCCUCGCACCGUUCUUCCUCCUUUGUCCACAUGCUCUGCUUCGUGUAUAGUUCAGAUUCAACCUCCCAAAACUUCUUCAGGAGAUUAUUAUCCUCUUCAAUUUGUCCAGUAACAUGUAGACUUGUAAUGUGCUGUGAAACAGUAAAUGAUGUAUUAUUAUUACCCCCUGACAAAAUCCAGCCCAGGUGUGUUUUUUGUGCAAUAAAGUUUCCUGGUCCCUUCAUUAAACCUGCUUCUAGGAUUUUGCUGUAAACUUUCGCACCAAGGAGAAUAUCAAUCCUACCGGGUGAGCCAAAGGUGGGGUCAGCUAAAUCUAUUUCGUAAACUUGUGGCCAAUUAAGACUUCUAAUUUCCCUAGAUGGUAGCUGACGGGUUAUAGUUUUCAAUACAUAAGCAUCUACAUUUAAACAAUAGGAAAUAUCGUACCUUGAUUGAAUGUUCAACGUUACCCUAUGCUUGAUUGUCGUCUCACACUCUUCAACGGCAGAGAUCACUCCGCUGACCUUGGUUUUCUUCAAACCCAGCAAAUCGACCGCCCUUGCAGUCGCGAAGGACUCCUCCGAGCCCUGGUCGACGAGAGCCCGCAGCACGUGUGACUGCCCCGACUCCGCUGUGACGUGCACCAAUGCUGUCGUCAGCAAGGUGCCUAGACCAGGUUGUAGACCUCGUGAUGCGCUCGACGACGUGUGCGCAACAACGACGAAUGUGCACUUCACUUCGCUCGUUGCAGUUACAUGAAACAUCUUUGUUUUCACAGGUUUGUAUACUUUACUUGCAGGUUCAACCAUCUCCAGGGUACGAAAUCUGUUUUCCAGGAACGAUUUUAAUUUAUCAAAACUAGGUAAGUCGUCAGACUCAUCUCUGCUAAUUAACUCUUCCCAUUCCUUGUGAGUGCUCGAGUCCAGUUUUGAUACUAUAGAAUAGUUAACGAUUGCGUCCCAAUGAUUUGUAGGUAAGCCUAGAUGUUUCAGUGCACUCAUACAUUCUACCGAAGUGUCUAACAGUUGUCUUAAAGCUGUAGCUGAUUCUUGUGUUAUCGUUUUUUGUGUAUAGAAUUUCUUAAAAACACAGUUCGCUAUAUAUCUCUUAUUGGCAUAACGUUUCUUCAGUACUAACCAAGCUUCCUUAUAAUUUUCAGCAGUUAUAGAAAAUUGUCGUAACAAUGCUUCCGCUUCUCCAGCUAAACUGCUCUUUAGAUAAUGUAGCUUCUGAACAUCUUGUAAAGAUUCAUUGUUAUGCACUAAUGCCAUAAAUAAGUCAUGGAAAGACUGCCAUUCAGUGUAGUUGCCAUUAAAAGAAGGUAGCGAAAUUCUUGGCAAUUUAACUUCACUACUAUUCGAUGUACUAGGUGUACUAGGUGUAGGUGUGUGUUUAGACUCACUUUUUGUCGGCUCCAUACUUUCUAACUUAGACAUCAUUUCGCCUUUGUAAGUGUAAUACACUUCUUCAAAAUCCUCACACAUGUUGUCAGCGAAAUAAUUUGUAGCUUGACGCUGUUCCAUAGCGACCGACAAAAUUAACAUUUCAUGUACGGCUUUAAACUCCUUCCAGUACGUUUCCAGUGUAUCUAUUCUUCCCUUCACAUAACCAGCUGUUAAUCUCUCCCUGGGAGAUUUCUUGUAGUUAACGUACGCCUUUUUCACCUUCUCUAAAGUAUCGGCCUGAAUAACUAUAUGUUUUUCAAUGUUUUCCAUUGUAGUAAAUGUCUAUCACAAAAUACAGUCAAAAAAAACACCACGUAAAGUACGUAACCACUGUAGGAAAGUUCCAGUCCUUUGUUAACUUUUUAUGAGUAGGGUAAGCGAGCGCCGCACAAAAUUGUCCAACAAUUUCACCCAAAUCACGGCGGCUCACUACUGUAAUACACGGCACAGUACUGUCUUAUUUGUAGUUAAGAACCACAAAACGUUUGUAUGCACAAUACACCUUGUCCUUAGUUCGAUUAUAGCACUUAAUUAAUAUGCAAAACUGUUUUGUUAAAAACACCGAAUUGUCUUAAUCCUUAUCGUUCUUUUUGCUUAAUUCACUUGAGUUGCAUAUUUGUCCAACGAAUUAAACACAUUUCAACUGUUAUUUAACGUUAUUUCACCGAAAUUACACUAAUUUUCUAUUGAACCAAUUAUUUUUACGAGUCACUGUCCGAGCAUCUUGGUUCGUAUGGACCAUGUUCUUUACGGGAUAAGGUUCAAUUUUGCUUGGGAGCAAGUAGUAAGUCAAACGCGUCUGGAUAUUAAACUUGAUUUAUUGCAACUAAACGAGAGGGUAAAAAUGCAUAAGUAUAGC
Messenger RNA from Leguminivora glycinivorella, 3424 nucleotides. RefSeq lists its product as uncharacterized. The record is from RefSeq and is a predicted model, not a curated record. Lineage: Eukaryota; Metazoa; Arthropoda; Insecta; Lepidoptera; Tortricidae. The coding region runs from base 1577 to 1879 and encodes 100 amino acids. The transcript has 2 exons.